This is a messenger RNA of Pipistrellus kuhlii (Kuhl's pipistrelle), 1379 nucleotides long. RefSeq names its product PDZ and LIM domain 1 (gene PDLIM1). Gene Ontology annotation, molecular function: actin binding; muscle alpha-actinin binding. Gene Ontology annotation, cellular component: filamentous actin; adherens junction; Z disc. Lineage: Eukaryota; Metazoa; Chordata; Mammalia; Chiroptera; Vespertilionidae. Gene Ontology annotation, biological process: muscle structure development; heart development; actin cytoskeleton organization. The record is from RefSeq and is a predicted model, not a curated record. The transcript is spliced from 8 exons. The coding region runs from base 103 to 1083 and encodes 326 amino acids.
GGCGCGCGCACUCGGAGAGCCGAGCCGCCGGGAGCCCAGCGCGCCCGCCGCGUCCUGCCGCCGCGUCCGUCUCCGCGGGUCGCCGCUCGCCUUCGCGGGGCCAUGACCACCGAGCAAAUAGUCCUCCAGGGCCCGGGGCCGUGGGGCUUCCGCCUCGUGGGGGGCAAGGACUUCGAGCAGCCCCUCGCCAUCUCCCGGGUUACUCCCGGAAGCAAGGCCGCGAUAGCCAAUUUGUGUAUCGGUGAUAUAAUUACGGCCAUCGAUGGGGAAAAUACCAGCAACAUGACGCACUUGGAAGCUCAGAACAAGAUCAAGGGCUGCGUCGACAACAUGACUCUCACAGUGUCCAGGUCUGAGCAUAAAGUCUGGUCUCCUCUCGUGACAGAGGAAGGGAAGCGUCACCCGUACAAGAUGAACUUGGCCUCUGAGCCGCAAGAGGUCCUGCACAUAGGAAGCGCCCACAACCGGAGCGCCAUGCCCUUCACCGCCUCGCCCGCCUCCGGCUCCGCCCCCCGGGUCAUCACCAACCAGUACAACAACCCCUCCGGCCUCUACUCCUCCGAGAACAUCUCCAGCUUCAACAGCGCCUUGGAGGCCAAGACGGCGGCCAGCGGGCCGGAGACGAACGGCAGAGGCUCAGAGCAUUCUCCGUCUCCAAGCGGACUCGUCAUCGACAAGGAAUCCGAAGUUUACAAGAUGCUUCAGGAGAAGCAGGAGUUAAACGAGCCCCCGAAGCAGUCCACGUCCUUCCUGGUGCUGCAGGAGAUCCUGGAAGGGGACCCCAACAAGCCCUCGGGAUUCAGAAGCGUGAAAGCGCCGGUCACCAAAGUGGCUGCCUCGAUCGGAAACGCCCAGAAGUUGCCCAUGUGUGACAAGUGCGGCACCGGCAUCGUCGGCGUGUUCGUGAAGCUGCGGGACCGCCACCGCCACCCCGAGUGCUACGUCUGCACCGACUGCGGCACGAACCUGAAGCAGAAGGGCCACUUCUUCGUGGAGGACCAGAUCUACUGUGAAAAGCACGCCCGGGAGCGGGUCACCCCCCCGGAGGGCUACGACGUGGUCACCGUGUUCCCCGCCAAGUGAGCGGGCAGACGCGCCCGAACGCGGCCGGCCCGCCGGCCCCUCCGCGCCCCGCCCCGCACCCGCCCUUCCUCCCUGUCCCCGCGCGCGCUGCGCGUCCCUGCCCGUACCCACGGGCUCCCCCGCCUCGGACGCUGCCUUUCUGUAGGGGAAGAGCCUUUGGUGCAGGGCCCCCUGCCAGCAUCCUCUCUUCACCUCCGUCCGUCUCCGCGGCACACGGACGGCGGCCCGAUCGGAAGCAAGCCGGACUGACUGUGUCUGCCCCUGGCUUUGUUUUUACUCAAUAAACGUAUGGACUC